This is a messenger RNA of Trachymyrmex cornetzi, 2350 nucleotides long. RefSeq lists its product as uncharacterized. Gene Ontology annotation, biological process: poly(A)+ mRNA export from nucleus. NCBI's taxonomy places the organism in Eukaryota, Metazoa, Arthropoda, Insecta, Hymenoptera, Formicidae. The record is from RefSeq and is a predicted model, not a curated record. Gene Ontology annotation, cellular component: nucleus. The coding region runs from base 165 to 2273 and encodes 702 amino acids. The transcript has 8 exons.
AUAAUAUUUUAUAAUUAAAGUAACGUUAAAAAAAAAAGAAAUUUGUAUAAUUUGAGGACUUGUCCAAAAUUAGAAACGAGACAAGUCUGAUAAGAGUUUUGGUGUUUGUUUCAAGUGUGAACGAUUGUUGUCGUGUUUGAGUGACUAAAAAACGGUUACUCAAAAUGAGUAAUUUUACCGUGAAAGAAUUAAAGCAACAACUGAGAAGUAGGAACCUUCCAGUUACUGGCUUGAAGGCGGAUUUGAUAAAUCGGUUGCAAACAAACUCGUCAUAUCAGUCUUAUACAAAUUCGUCUUAUACAAGAGGAUCAAAGGAAAGUGAAUUGAAGGAUUCUACUGUAUAUGAAUUAAAGACGCAACUGAAAGCUAAGGACCUUCCGGUCACUGGCACAAAGGCGGAUUUGAUAAAUCGGUUGCAAGCAGAUACGCCGUAUCAGUCUUAUACAAAUUUUGGUAUAAAGGCGGAUUUGAUAAAACGGUUACAAAUACACACGCCGUAUCAGUCCCAUGUGCAAACAAUGGAUACUGAGAGAAACCGGAUCACAUCUUACGAAAAACCUACGAUGGACGGCAAGUGGUUCACACAUACCAAAACGGUAGUGCAUGCCGCAGAUUUGACGAACGUUGCAACAAAAACCUAUAGCAAUCUAAAUAAGAUUCGAUUUGAAGAUACCAAAACAGCGGAUGCCGCAAAGGUAACUAACGCGACAGCAAGAAACUCUAUGGAUAGGAAUCUGAUUCGAUUUGAAGACACAAAAAUGACAGCAAGUGUCACAGAAGGAACGAAUACGACAGCAGAAGAUAAAACGGUAGCGAGUACAGAGGAAACAAGGACCCUUGUUAAUAUGAAUAUGUUUCAAUUUGGAGACACUAAAACGACAGCGGAUGCUGCUGAAGCGACGAAUGCAGCAGCAAAAAGCUCUACGAAUAUAAAUGUGAAUCGAUUUGAAGACACCAAAACGGCAGCAGGUGUCACAGAAGUAACGAACACGACAGCAGAGGCCAAAGCGGUAGCGAAUGCCAUAGAGGAGACGAACGCGGCAGCAAGAAACUAUAUUGAUGAUAACAUAUUUCGAUUUGGAAAGGCCAAAACUAUAGCGGGUGUCACAGAGGAGAUAAAUCCGACAAGAUACUUUGAUGUACAUAUGAUAUGGAAAAAGAUUGAAUUGUACCGAAGAGAGAAAGAACUUGCUGAGCAAGCGUUAAUGUUAGCUCGAAAUGAAAUUGAGAUGCUUCGAUAUGCUCUGAUUGAUACCCACAAAAAAUAUGUUGCUGUUUCGAAAAGAUAUCAUUUGAUGAUGACGACGGUGAAUCUGUCCCAGAUAACCAUUGUAUCAAGAAUCAGCAUGAGAAACUCUACUGAUGUAAAUAUUCGGCUUGUCAAAACGGUAGUGAGUGUCACAGAGGUGAAAAACGCGGCAACAAAACUCUCCGUCGAGGAUAAUAGCACUAAAGGACGAUCUUUAUUUGAAUAUAGUAGACAGCUAGCGAAGGCGAGGAGAUCGGUAGCGAGAUACUGUACCAAGAUGAAUAUACAAUUUCGAGACACCAAAACGACAGCAGAAGAUAAAACGGUAGCGAGUACCACAGAGGCAAUGAACGGGGAAACAAAGACCUCUGUUAAUAUGAAUAUGUUUCAAUUUGGAGACACUAAAACGCCAGCGGGUGCUGCUGAAGUGACGAAUGCAGCAGCAAAAAGCUCUACGAAUAUAAAUGUGUUUCGAUUUGAAGACACCAAAACGGCAGCAGAUACCAUAGAAACAACUAACACGACAGCAGAGGCCAAAGCGGUAGCGAAUGCCACAAAGGAGACGAACGCGGCAGUAAGAAACUUCGUUGGUGAUAUUUCGAAAGGAUAUGUAGGAACAUUUCAGUUUGGAAAAGCCAAAAUUGUAGCGAGUGCUGCAGAGGCGACGAACGCGACAAGAAACUUUACCGAUGUAAAUAUCAAUCGAUUUGAAGGGACCAAAAUGGCAGCGGGUGUCACAGAGGAGAUAAACCCGAAAUACUUUGUUGAUGUACAUAUGAUAUGGAGAGAGGCUGAAUUGUACCGAAGAGAAAAAGAACUUGCUGAGCAAGAGUUAAUGUUAGCUCGAAAAGAAAUUGAGAUGCUUCGACAAGCUCUGAUUGAUAUGGCUACUCGCCCACAAAAAAUAUGUUGCUGUUUCGAGAGGAUGUCAUUGAAAGAUGAAAACGGUGAAUCUGUCUCAGUGUCCAGACAAGAUAAGUGCAAUUGUAAGCUGCGACCGGAGCAUAAAGACCGAAGGCAUUAACUCUGAUCAAUAUUGUUUCAAUUGUGGUCAGCUUGAUCAUUUUGGAGCUACUGUUUAUCAAAAUACAAUGGUGUUAA